UCCAGCCGCCCGACGAUGUCGUCUCAUUUAGUUGAGCCACCGCCGCUACACAACAACAACAACAACUGCGAGGAAGGGGGAACAGGCUUUGCCUCCGCAGCCGGCCUCAAUAGUUCCUGGGUGGAGUUACCUAUGAAUAGCAGCAAUGGCAAUGAUAAUGGCAAUGGGAAGAAUGGGGGGCUGGAACACGUACCUUCUUCCUCCUCUAUCCACAAUGGAGACAUGGAAAAGAUUCUGUUGGAUGCACAGCAUGAAUCAGGACAGAGCAGUUCAAGAGGCAGUUCUCACUGUGACAGCCCUUCACCUCAAGAAGAUGGGCAGAUCAUGUUUGAUGUGGAGAUGCAUACCAAGGACCAUAGCUCUCAGUCAGAAGAAGAAGUGGUAGAAGGAGAGAAGGAAGUUGAGGUUUUGAAGAAAAGUGCAGACUGGGUAUCUGACUGGUCCAGUAGACCUGAAAAUGUUCCACCCAAGGAGUUCCACUUCAGACAUCCCAAGCGCUCCGUGUCUCUAAGCAUGAGGAAAAGUGGAGCCAUGAAGAAAGGCGGUAUUUUUUCUGCAGAAUUUCUGAAGGUGUUCAUUCCAUCUCUCUUCCUUUCUCAUGUUUUGGCUUUAGGGCUAGGCAUCUAUAUUGGAAAGCGACUGAGCACACCUUCAGCCAGCACCUACUGAGGGAAGGAAAAGCCCCUGGAGAUGCGUGUGGCCUGUGAAGUGGUGUAUUGUCACAGUAGUUUAUUUGAACUUGAGACCAUUGUAAGCAUGACCAACCUUCCCCCCUAUUUUUACAUAUCCAGUCCAGUAACUCUCAAUUCCAGUAUUUUAUUCAAACUCGGUUGAGGCAUUUUACUAACUAUAUUCCCUUUUGGCCUGUAAGACACUUUAGAAUUUCCUAACAGAAUUUACUGUUGUUUAGAAAUUUGCAAGGGCUUUCUUUCCGCAAAUGCCACCAGCAGAUUAUAAUUUUGUCAACAAUGCUAUUGUCUCCUGUUAGUACCACCAGAAUUAGACCUGUAUCAUUCAUGGUAGGAAUUUUACUCUGGCAGUGUAACUACCAUCUCAAAAUGAGAUCAGGUUAUUAGCAAAUGAUAUAAAAUGCUUUGUUGUUUAGUUUUUGUUUUGUUUUCCAAGACAAAGUCAAGCUUCCCAAAGCUUGAAUUUAUAGUUAUUAAAAAGAAAGCAAAAACAAAAACCAAAACAAAACAAAACAAAAAAAAACCCAAAACCAAACAAACAAACAAAAAAAAAGCAAGACACAAGAAAAAAAAUAUCCUGG
This is a messenger RNA of Sciurus carolinensis (gray squirrel), 1270 nucleotides long. RefSeq names its product BCL2 interacting protein 3 like (gene Bnip3l). Gene Ontology annotation, cellular component: mitochondrial outer membrane; mitochondrial envelope; nucleus. Gene Ontology annotation, biological process: positive regulation of apoptotic process; mitochondrial outer membrane permeabilization; defense response to virus. The record is from RefSeq and is a predicted model, not a curated record. NCBI's taxonomy places the organism in Eukaryota, Metazoa, Chordata, Mammalia, Rodentia, Sciuridae.